UUCCUGCCCGCCCGCACUCCCUUCCCUUCCUCCCUUCCUCCCCGGCGCUCCGGCCGCUCCGCCGCCGCCCGCCCGGGAACCGCGCUCCGCCGGCAGGCAGCCCGGGCGCGGCGCUCGCCGCGGCGGCGGCGCCAUGAUGAGGCGCACGAAGCCCGAGGUGGAGCGCUACGUCGCCUCCGUGCAGGCCGCGACUUCGUCCCCCAGAGAGAAAUCGAUGAAAGGAUUCCUCUUUGCUAAGCUGUAUUUUGAAAUAAAAGAAUAUGAACUUGCUAAAAGGUACAUAUCUACAUACCUCAAUGUGCAAGAGAGAGAUCCCAAAGCACACAGAUUUCUUGGACAAAUUUAUGAAGCUGAGGAUAACAUAGAAAAAGCUUUUGGGUGUUACAAGCGAUCCGUGGAGUUGAACCCAACACAGAAAGAUCUUGUAUUGAAGAUUGCAGAGUUACUGUGCAAUAAUGACAUUACUGAUGGAAGAGCAAAAUACUGGGUUGACAGAGCUGCUAAGCUCUUCCCUGGGAGUCCUGCUAUUUACAGGCUGAAGGAGCAGUUACUGGAUUGUAAAGGUGAAGAUGGGUGGAAUCAGCUUUUUGACUUGAUUCAAGCAGAACUUUAUGCAAGACCAGAUGAUGUCUACAUAAACAUCCGACUAGUUGCACUCUACCGUUCAAAUAAUAGAUUAAAAGAUGCUGUGCUCCACUGUCAGGAGGCAGAGAAGAAAAUACCUUUGCAGUCAAGCUUGGAAUGGUGUUCCUGUGUUGUAGAGACAUUUGAGGAAUAUCUGGAAUCUUUACAAGACUUGGAGUCUGAUAAAAAUAACUGGAGAACUAUCAAGAAAGAUCAUCUGCUGGCCUUUUCCAGCUUUGUCAAACUGACACUUUCUUCUAGAGAUGUUCAGGAAUGCAGAGAGGCACUUGAAAGUUUUGACCGAGCACUUCAGUCAGUGAAACCAUAUGUGAAUGGGGCUGAUGAGUUGUCUCGCACCUAUGUGGAAAUGAAAGGACAGCUGUACAUGCAUGCUGGAACUUUGCUGCUGAAAAUGGCCCAACACAAUGAGGCACAGUGGAGAGCUGUGUGUGAACUGGCAGCAUUGUGUUAUCUCAUAAGUUUCCAGGUUCCUAAACCAAAGUCAAAAGUAAUAAAAGGGGAUCAAACUGGACAAGAUGUGCUGGAAAUGUUGGCCUGUGAUCGAAAAAGCCAGUCUGGUCAUAUGCUGCUGAACUUAAGCCACGGCAAGCAAGACUUCUUUAAAGAGAUUGUGGAAUCAUUUGCAAACAAGAGUGGUUCAUUUACAUUGUUUGAUAGCCUGUUUGAGAGUGGAGCUUCAAGGGAGAGAUCUUUUAUUGGCACAGAUGAUAUUGGAAAUGUCAGUACACAAGCACCAGUGCAAAUGGAACUCAAUAAAUAUGAUAUUGGUGCUGUUCGAAUGCACAAUGGCAGUCUCCAGCACCUUGUGUGGCUUGGCUUGCAGUGGAACUCUAUGUCAGUUUUACCCCCGAUGCGUAAGUGGUUGAAACAACUUUUCCACUUGCCCCAGGAAACAUCAAGACUUGAGACAGAUGCUCCUGAAUCCAUUUGCUUGUUAGACCUUGAAGUGUUCCUACUUGGGGUGGUAUUCACUAGCAACCUGCAAUUGCAAGAGAAGUUUAAUUCUCACUACAGUGCACAUCAGCCUCAAUUCUUACCAUUGCCAGUGUGCAAACAACUCUAUACCGAAGACCAAAGAUCCUGGUGGGAUGCUGUUCGUACCCUUCUUCAGAGAAAAUCAAUACCAGGAACAGCAGCAAAACUGAGGCUUACUGUACAGCAUGGCAUAAGUACUCUGCGAACACUGGAGAAGCAUGGCCUGCAACCUGCCUUAAUCAUACACUGGGCAAAAAGCUUGCAAAAAACAGGAAUUAACCUCAACUCUUUCUAUGACCAGAAGGAAUACAUUGGACGAAGUGUCUAUUACUGGAAGAAAGUUUUGCCUAUGCUGGAAAUUAUCAAAAAAAAGAGGAGUAUUUCUGAACCUACUGAUCCUCUCUUCAAACACUUCCAUAGUGUAGACAUUCAGGUCUUUCAGGUUGCAGCAUAUGAAGAAGAGGCACAUAUAGCAUUUGCUAUGUUGGAUGCAGUUGAUGGCAAAACUGAUGAUGCUUUGUUAGCGUUUGAAGCUAUUGAGAAUGUGGUUUCGUACUGGAAUCUUGCCAUGAUUUUCCAAAGAAAGGCAGAAGAGAUUGAAAAUGAUGCCAUGCUACCAGAAGAACACGAGGAGCACAAAACCUAUCUUCUUAAAGCCAGGUAUUAUCUAAUGAAGAUCAUUGCGGAAAGCUCCUCAGAUAUGUCAGUAACUGAGAAAUUGCCAGUGUCUAUUGAAACUGUGAGAGAAGUGCUAGAUACAGUGAUCCAGGAACUUGGUGAGAAUGGUGAAGAGGGAAGUCUUGCCUUCAGAAAUGGUCUGUCACGAACUGUAGAUUCAGCAGUGAAACAUUCCACUCCAUCACCAACUAAGUUCUCUUUUUCGCCAACUAAGAGCUACAAGUUUUCUCCUAAAACUCCUCCUCAGUGGGCAGAAGAUCACAAAUCUAUACUUCAAAUGAUUUGUCAGCAAGUGGAGGCUUUGAAGAAUGAAAUGCAAGAAAUGAAACUUAAUAAUUCCAACACAAAUGCGUCUUCUCGCUGGCCAGCUGAAAACUAUGGAACAGAUACAAUGCCAGACGGUUAUCAGAGAGCACAAAAUCUUCAUGAAGCACCAUUAACAGUUGCUACCACUGGUCCAUCUGUGUUCUACAGCCAGUCUCCUGCCUAUAACUCUCAGUAUCUUCUUGGAACUGCUGCAACCAAUGUAACACCAGCAAAGCCCCCUGUCUAUGGCAUGAACCGACUUACACCUCAGCCACAUAUAUAUUCCUAUCAACCACCAAUGCAUACACCACCUCUGCAAAACACUUCUGGUUGUAUGUUUUCCCAAGAAAUGUACGGCCCACCUCUGCGUUUUGAUUCUCCUGGUACUGCGCUCAUCUCUCCUCGUGCGGGUGAUGACUAUUACAAUUACAGCGUUCCACAGGCAAGCACAAAUCCAACACUGCCUAAACCAGGCUACUUCACAAACCGUUCAGUCACACCACCAACUUUAAAGCCCGCAGAACCAAAAGUGAUGCCUAAAUUUGGACAGCCAGGAACAGCUGAAGGAUCAAAAACACCUCUGCCAACACCAGCACAGCCAAGUCAGACACCAACUUUUAAAUUUAAACCUAAUUUCAAGUCUAAUGAUGGAGACUUCACCUUUUCUGCUCCCCCUCAAGUAGCACCACAGCCUCUUAAUGCACCUAUUAAUAGCAGAGAAAGCCUCUUGGAUCUUCUAACAUCUGAUAAACCUUUACAGGAUGAUAGAUACAUCGAACAAAAGCCAGUUAAUGAUCACACAAAUAGUUCAAGAAAUAUCUUUAAUUUUAGCAAUAAACAUAUUCCAGGCAUCUCUCUUAGAGAGAACAUGGGACAAAAUGCACAUAAAAACCUGUGUUUUGACAAGAACGAUACAUUUAGUGUUCAAGAACCAAACAAGCCUGUAUUUAUGACUUCAAAUUCAGAUUUGGCCAAUAGAAGUCAUGAAACAGAGGGAGGAAGCACCCAUGGUGGAGAUGAGGAUGAUGAUGGUCCUCAUUUUGAUCCUGUAGUGCCACUCCCUGAUAAGAUUGAAGUAAAGACAGGUGAGGAAGAUGAAGAAGAAUUCUUCUGCAACAGAGCCAAGCUCUUUCGUUUUGAUGCAGAAACUAAAGAAUGGAAAGAAAGGGGAAUCGGAAAUGUGAAAAUACUGAAACAUAAAGUAUCUGGCAAAUUUCGUCUCUUAAUGAGGCGGGACCAAGUGCUGAAAAUCUGUGCAAAUCACUACAUAAAUACUGAUAUGAAAUUAACUCCAAAUGCUACAUCAGAUAAGUCAUUUGUAUGGCAUGCUUUAGAUUACGCAGAUGAGUUGCCAAAACCAGAACAGCUUGCAAUUAGAUUUAAAACGCCUGAGGAAGCAAUGCUUUUCAAAAAAAGGUUUGAGGAAGCACAGAAUAUUUUAAGAUCCUUAGGAUCAAAUGCUGACGCAUCUGUGACUCAGAAUAGUGGAACUGCAAAAGAAACAACAAAUCAGAACAUCAAGGAGCCUAGCAGAUCCAUUUCUGGAACCCUGAACCUCAACUUUCAGUUCCCUAAAGAUGGCGUGAGCAGUGAAUCUGACAGCAAAAGCAGCCUUACAGCUACAUCAACUGCAUCUGGCCCUGCUAUUUCAUUUGGAAAAGAUGCUCAGCAAGCCUAUUCUGGUGGGUUUGGGCAGCAUCUCAUGAAGAAGGAUCAAUGGGAGUGUAAAGUAUGUUUAGUUCCAAAUGAAGCAACUGCAAAGAAUUGUGUAUCCUGUCAAAAUCCAAAUCCAGAUGUGCGGGAAACACAGGACACCCCAGUAACUGGCUCUGUAAGUUUCAAAGCUAGUGAUAACACAGUGCAGGACAACUUUGGAUCUGCUUUUGCUAAAAAGGAAGGUCAAUGGGACUGCAGUGUCUGUUCAGUAAGAAAUGAACCCACUGCCUCCAAGUGUGUUGCCUGCCAGAAUCCAAACAAAAGUAAUACAGGAAUAUCUGGUCAACAAAAUUCUGCUAAAUUUGGCCAAGCAAUUGCUCCAAAGGCUAUUCAAAAUGACUUGAGUACUGCUUUUUCUAAAAAAGAAGGUCAGUGGGACUGCUCUGUAUGCCUAGUUCGAAAUGAAGCAAAAGAUGUGAACUGCUGUUCUUGUCAGAGUCCUAACCCUCAAAAUCAACCUACUGUUCAGGCAUCCCCUGCUCCUGGGUUUGGUUCCAUUGCUGAUACAAGUAAGCCACAGAAAAAUGGGUUUGAAGGGCUUUUUACUAAAAAGGAAGGGCAGUGGGAUUGUAGUACUUGCUUUGUGAGGAAUGAAGGUUCUUCACCAGCCUGUAAAGCCUGCCAAACACCAAAUCCAUCUGGUAAGCCUUCUGGUGAUGCUUCGUCAGCUCCUACUUUUGGCUUGAAAAGUAAAUUACCUGAACUUGAUGGAGGACAGUUAGGAACAGGCUUUAAGUUUGGUCUUGAGCAAGGCAAGACGCCAUCAUUUACAUUUCAGAUUUCUUCUGAUACUGAAUCUAAGCCUGCAAAGGAAGGAUUUAACUUUUCAAUGCAAGUGCCUGCAGGUGGAUUUAAGUUUGGGAUACAGGAGUCCAGUAAGAAUACCACAAAGAAAGAUGAACCAUCCAAAGAGUGUACAACUGGCUUCUUAAAAAGCACUGAUGAAAAAGACAAAAAGGAACUGCCUUCAGAUAGUGGAAUUGGAUUCCAAUUUCAAGAAACUGCAGACAAGGAGAAAGGUGACUUUGUUUUUGGGCAAAAUAGCAGCACUUCUACUUUUGCUGAGCUUGCAAAAAGUACUCCUAAGGAAGGCUUUCAAUUUGGCAAAAAGGACCCUAACUUCAAAGGCUUUUCAGGUGCGGGUGAAAAGCUGUUUUCUACACAGAAUUCUAAAAUGGAUCACAAAGCAAACACAUCUGCUGACAGUGAGAAGGAUGAUGAUGUGUAUAAGACAGAGGACAGUGAUGAUAUCCAUUUUGAACCUAUAGUUCAGAUGCCUGAAAAAAUAGAACCAUUUACUGGAGAGGAAGAUGAGAAAGUGUUAUACUCCCAAAGAGUAAAGUUGUUCAGGUUUGAUCCAGAAACAAGCCAGUGGAAAGAACGUGGAGUGGGCAACCUGAAGAUUCUUAAAAAUGAAGUUAAUGGCAAAGUAAGAAUAUUGAUGCGUCGUGAACAGGUACUAAAGGUGUGUGCAAAUCACUGGAUAACAACAACAAUGAACUUGAAACAACUCUCUGGCUCAGACAAAGCAUGGAUGUGGAUGGCCAAUGACUUCUCUGAUGGUGAUGCAAAGUUGGAACAUCUGGCAGCAAAAUUCAAGACACCAGAGCAGGCUGAGGAGUUCAAAGAGAAAUUUGAAGAAUGUCAGAGGCUACUGCUAGACAUACCACUGCAGACACCCCAUAAACUAGUUGAUACAGGUAGGACAGCUCAGCUUAUACAGAAAGCAGAAGAAAUGAAGUGUGGCUUAAAAGAUCUCAAAACCUUUUUGACAGAUGACAAAACUAAACUGUCAGAAGAGGAAAAUGUCAGCUCUGUUAGUGCCAACAGUACUUCUGAUCUGGUUAUAAAGCCACAUGCUGAAAGUACUGGCCCUACUCUGGAAUGGGAUAACUAUGACUUGCGUGAAGAAGCAUUGGAUGAUAGUGUAAGUAGUUCUGUAUAUGCAACACCUCUUGAAAGUAGCCCUGUAAGGAAAAAUCUGUUUAGAUUUGGAGAGUCUACCACUGGUUUUAGUUUUAGCUUUAAAUCUGCCUUAAGCCCGUGCAAAUCUCCUGCCAAACAGAAUCAAAGUAGAACAUCAGUAGGCACAGAUGAAGAUUCUGAUGUUACUCAAGAAGAAGAGAGAGAUGGACAGUACUUUGAACCUGUGGUACCUCUGCCUGAUCUCGUGGAAGUGACCAGUGGUGAGGAAAAUGAGCAAGUUGUCUUCAGUCACAGAGCUAAGCUCUACAGAUAUGACAAAGAUGCAAAUCAGUGGAAAGAGAGAGGUAUUGGGGAUAUCAAGAUAUUGCAGAACUAUGACAACAAACAAGUGCGUAUAGUAAUGAGAAGGGACCAGGUACUAAAACUUUGUGCCAAUCACAGAAUAACACCAGAGAUGAAUUUGCAGCAGAUGAAAGGAUCUGAUAGAGCAUGGGUGUGGACUGCAUGUGACUUUGCAGACGGUGAAAGGAAAGUAGAACUUCUGGCUGUGCGAUUCAAGCUGCAAGAUGUUGCAGACUCAUUUAAGCAAACUUUUGAUGAAGCAAAGCAUGCCCAAGAGAGAGGGACACUGAUAACACCUCUUUCUUCUCGUGCCAAUACACCAAAGGAAUCUCCGUGUGGUAAAAAUGCUGUAGCUGUGCUAGAAGAAACGACCAGAGAAAGAACUGACCUCAGCCAUGGUGAUGAUACUUCUGAUGUAACUGUAGAGGCUGCAGAGAUAUCAAACACUUCUGAAACACCAACAAAAACAGUGGUUUCUCCUCCAAAGUUUGUAUUUGGAUCUGAAUCAGUCAAGAGUAUUUUCAGUAAUGAAAAGUCAAAGACAUUCACGUUUGGAAAUACUUCAGCCACUGGUUCUCUCUUCGGCUUCAGUUUUAAUCCUCCAAAAAAAAGUGAAAACCAUAUUCCAGCAUCUCAGAACACAGCACAGAAAGAAACAGAAGUCUCUGAACCACUGAAAAGUUCUAAUGCUACUCAGAAGCCUGUAGACAGCAAGGUAGACAGCUUUCCUACUACAACACAAGAUGGUGCCUCUAACUUCUCAUUUAGAAUUCUGGAAAAAGCUGAGAAGACAACAGUGUCAGAAGAUGAUCUUUCAUCUGAUGAGGUUAUAAUAGUUUACGAGUUAACACCUACCCCUGAACAGAGAGCUCUUGCUGACUUUCUCAAGCUCCCUUCAACAUUCUUCUGUUACAAGAAUAAGCCUGGAUACGUGAGUGACGAGGAUGAUGAUGAAGACUAUGAAACAGCUGUUAAGAAACUUAAUGGAAGAUUGUAUCCCAGUGAUUCAGAAGAGAAAAAGAAACAACAAGAUCCUGUAAAAGUAGGCAUUGCAGGAAAAAGCGAAUUCAGCAGUGAAAGAAAAUGUGCUGCUACUUCAGAAGAGAAACCAACUCCUGAGGAGAAAGCUGAAGCAGAAGCUCAGCAGAUUCCUUCUACAUCUGUCUGUGGUAUAAGCAGUGAUACGGAACAUAGCAGUCCAGAAGACUUAAAGUCAGAAGCUAAAAUUCAAGAAACGAAAGAGAAUGAGGUUGCAAGCUCAAGUGACUUAGUCCGUACCAGUAAGGAAGAAACACCUACUCCAUCAAUUGAUGAGGUGACAGUAUUUGUCCAGUCACCUACCAGCAGUGAAGAACCAGAUUUCACCACAGAAAAAGUGCAAGUAUCACAGACUUCAUCCCGAGCUGAUGACACACCUGUAGACUUGUCAACUAAAAAGAGUGAUUCAGACUGUUCAGAGUCAACACAAGAAAACAGAGUCAUCUCAUUUGGUUUCGGCAAUACUGCAGGCCUAUCAUUUGCAGAUCUGGCUUCCAAAAGCUCUGGAGAUUUCGCUUUUGGCUCAAAAGAUAAAAACUUCAAAUGGGCAAAUACAGGAGCAGCUGUGUUUGGAGACACUGCCCCUAAAGCAGAGGAAGAUGAAGGUGGUAGUGAUGAUGAGGUGGUGCACAGUGAUGAUAUCCACUUUGAGCCAAUUGUGUCUUUACCAGAGGUGGAGGUAAAAUCUGGAGAAGAAGAUGAAGAGAUUCUCUUCAAAGAGAGGGCAAAACUCUACAGAUGGGACAGGGAUGCUACUCAGUGGAAGGAGCGUGGUGUUGGAGAGAUCAAGAUCCUCUUUCAUACGCAGAAGAAAUACUAUAGAGUCCUAAUGAGAAGAGACCAAGUACUUAAAGUCUGUGCAAACCAUGUCAUCACCAAAGAAAUGAACUUAGUGCCCUCUGAUACAUCAAACAAUGCUUUAAUUUGGACAGCCACAGAUUAUGCUGAUGGUGAAGUAAAAGUUGAGCAACUUGCAGUCCGAUUUAAAAGCCAAGAAAUGGCUAAUUCUUUCAAGAGGAGAUUUGAAGAGUGUCAGCUAAGCUUGUCAGAACUACAGAAGGGGCACUUAUCUCUAGCAGCAGGACUGUCAAAGGACACCAACCCUGUUGUGUAUUUUGAAGUUUCUGCUGAUGAUGAACCUUUAGGACACAUAACCAUGGAGCUGUUUUCAAAUAUUGUCCCAAGAACUGCUGAAAACUUCAGAGCCCUGUGCACUGGAGAGAAAGGAUUUGGAUUCAAGAACUCCCGAUUUCACAGAAUAGUCACCGACUUUGUGUGUCAGGGAGGAGAUAUAACUAACCAUGAUGGAACAGGUGGACGGUCAAUUUAUGGAACAGCAUUUGAAGAUGAGAAUUUUGAAGUGAAACACACUGGUCCUGGAUUGUUGUCAAUGGCAAAUAAGGGCAGGGAUACAAAUAAUUCUCAGUUCUUCAUAACACUUAAAAAAGCAGAACACUUGGACUUCAAGCAUGUUGUAUUUGGGUUUGUGAAAGAUGGAAUGGAUGUCGUGAAAAAGAUUGAAUCCUUCGGUUCUCCUAAAGGGCUAGUAAAUGCAAGAGUUGUCAUUACAGACUGUGGGCAAAUAUAGAAUUAUUUCUUUGAGUAAACAAAUGUUUUAGCGGUAUAAAUCAGUACUUAGAUGUUAUUUACUAAUUAUUUCAACUUCUUAAAAUGGACACUUCUGAUGUAUAAAUGUAAAAUUACAGGUUAUAGUUGGAUUUUUUUAUGUGUUCUAAUUGAUUUUUUUGCAUGUUAAAUAAAGUUCAGGCACUGGCAUAUUUCAGGUGUAUUUGUGUUAUCCUGACAUAUUUGUAUUAAGUGUCAAAUUUUAAAAAUAAAAUCCUAGUCUUGUUAAAAUAAA
Myiozetetes cayanensis is the source of this 9487-nucleotide messenger RNA. It is a transcript of the gene RGPD4, whose product is annotated as RANBP2 like and GRIP domain containing 4. Gene Ontology annotation, biological process: protein peptidyl-prolyl isomerization; NLS-bearing protein import into nucleus; protein folding. The transcript is spliced from 29 exons. The record is from RefSeq and is a predicted model, not a curated record. Bases 134 to 9214 code for a protein of 3026 amino acids. Gene Ontology annotation, cellular component: nuclear pore; cytoplasm. Gene Ontology annotation, molecular function: peptidyl-prolyl cis-trans isomerase activity; GTPase activator activity; protein binding. NCBI's taxonomy places the organism in Eukaryota, Metazoa, Chordata, Aves, Passeriformes, Tyrannidae.